Messenger RNA from Pogonomyrmex barbatus (red harvester ant), 2093 nucleotides. RefSeq lists its product as uncharacterized. The record is from RefSeq and is a predicted model, not a curated record. Lineage: Eukaryota; Metazoa; Arthropoda; Insecta; Hymenoptera; Formicidae.
CGCAGAGCGCGGAAUCCGAGUCUGCGCCAUGCCUCGCAGAGGCGUGUCCUCUAGCUCGCACGCUCGUAUUUAAUACAACAUAGAGGCAGCCUCUACUCGUCCACGGUCUCUCGCGGCGGAACAGCGGGUGCGCGCGCGAAAAUUCACGCUCCGAGGCAGGGAGGUACGCGAACGAGAGUAAACGAAGGGGAAAACCCGAGGAGGUAGCACCCGUGGCGAAUCCAUCAUCGCCGGCGGCGUGUCGCGGGAAGAGCGCGUUUCCCCCGUGGAAGAUGUAACGAUUUCCGCGCGGCCCUCUCGCCGAGGAAGGGGACAAGAGGAAACGGAGCCGCUGAAAGAGAGAGGAGGCGAGCAGCCCAGCGACGAUCGGCGGUGAUUUUCUAAUUCAAGGGGGAGGAACGCGUUUCGCCACCGGGAGGGAAGUUCAUGGCGUGAGGCGUCAUCGGCGCGCGGUGGGACUCGCCCGUUUUCUUCGCGGAGGAGAGAGAGAGCUGAAGCUCGCCGACAGUCAGGAUGCACGCGGUUGGAUUGCACUCGGCGCUGGCCAUCAAGCGUCAGCGAAUGCGCCGGGACGAGCAGCGUCGCGCGCGCGAGCGUCGUUAUAGCGCGCAAUCGGGCGAAAGCGGCCUGACGUCGCCUAGGGCCUCGACCGGAUCGCUGGACCAUCACGGCAGGCAUCGCAAGGGCACGCAUGGCGGGGCGCGCGUCGCCGGCCAGGGUGUGCUGGACACGAAGGUGGUCACCUCGAUCGGGAUGCUGCACAUCGGCGUGGUGUUCCUGGUCCUGGGCGCCUUCCUGCUGAUGAGCGGCCUGCUGCCGGGCGAUCUCGCCCACUGGGGCACGAAGGCAACCGGCGGCUGGUGGAACGAGCUGGUUGCGGUCGGUCUGUUCGCGAUCCUCGUCGGCAUCUUCCUGAUCGUCCUGAAUCGCGUGAUCGCGAAGAAGGAGGAGGACGACCUCGAGGAGUACGUUCAGCGGCAGCUCACCAGAUCCCGAUCCGGGCACCGAUUGGAGCGCGACGUGGAGACCGGCGGGCUGACCACCCGUCACGCCAGACGGGCGAAGCAGAUGAAGCAGGUGUCGUCGGACACCUGCCUCGAGAUCAAGGACAACGGCAAGAUCGAUGACGGCGGCGGCGGCGGCGGCGGCGGCGGCGGCGGCGGCUCGCCGCCAUGCAGUCCGCCGCCGGCAUACACGCCGCAGAUCGCAGUCAACAGCGACAAUCAGUCGGCGGUCCAGACGGCGCUGUACCUGGAGCAGAUCACCGAGGAGGAGAUCAUCAGCGACCGCGUCGAGACCUCGACCACCAACAGCCUCAGCCCGGGCUCGCCCAGCGAGACCCGGGAGCUGUUGCAGAACGCGCGAUACUCGAAGCAGAACGGGAAUCCGCAGCAGGUUCACCGGCCGCUCUACAUCUCCAAAAUCUAAACGGUAGAACCGAGGGAGGAGGGGGGAGGGGAAGAGGAGAAGGAUGAGACGCGAUGAUAUGUGGAUAACGCACACAGAAGAGAAGGCAAAAGCGCGCGAGAGAGUCCAUUUUUCAGCCAGAAAAAUUCUUCGCAUCUUCCGACCGCGGUAUUUUUAGGAGUGAAUUUCCGCAAAAUCGACGCCGGAAUGUCACGUACGAAGGGAUUGCGCUGAUAUCCGCGAUGAUGAAAUCGCGAGGAGGAAACGCGACGCGAAGAGGAACGCGAAGGCGAGGCGAAACGACGUCGUCCGGAAUCUAUGAGACACGCGAAAGAAAGGCGAAAUCCCCUCGUGGAUUAAGCGACGACUUUUCCGCGACGUAACGCUUUCCGUAUUCCCGAAAGGGGCUGAAAAGGGCGCAGUCGUUUCGCGUCGCUCGAACGAAGUUUCCCCCGGAGGAGAAGGGAAUUGAGGGAAGCUUGGAAAGCGAAACAUUCGAUAAUCAUAACACAUAAUCACAAACACACACGUAUAACACGUUCGAUGGACAAGGAAGAAAUCGAAUCAAGGACCAAGAACACUACCCGUGGAGAUUAUAUCGUAGAAAGAGGCACAACUUUACGAAACGACUUUGCUGUUAAAACGCAUUCUAUAUACAUAUAUAAAUACAUAUAUAUAUAUAUAUA